Molecule: messenger RNA, 466 nt
Organism: Pelobates cultripes (western spadefoot toad)
Lineage: Eukaryota; Metazoa; Chordata; Amphibia; Anura; Pelobatidae
Source: the annotation of a GenBank genome assembly
AGAAGCUAAGCGGCCAUCUUUGGCCCAAAGCCAGGCCGACUCGGGCUCCGAAUCUGAAGGGAGCGAGUAUGAAACAAACCACACGGUCCCUCUCACCAAAGUCAACCUCCGGAAAAUGCUCCGGGAAACAUCUGAGGACAUUAAAGUCUACACCACAGCAGCACUAGAAAAUCAAAUAACCGGCCUAAAAGAAGACAUGGAGGCGUUGGGAUCACGCACAAGCCACACAGAACGCAUGAUCACAGAGACACAGGCAAAGGUGGCAAAUCAGGACCAGGACCUGGAGACACUAAAAGAGAGAGUGAUGUACCUGGAGGACGGCCUGGAAGAUCUUAAUAAUAGGUCUCAAAGACAAAAUAUUCGCAUACGGGGGCUGCCGGAAUCAGUCCUACCGGAGGCACUACUCCCCACCAUAAGAGCAAUAUUCCAGUCUCUCCUCCCUGAUAUACCUGAACAAGAACUUUAA